Prunus armeniaca (apricot) is the source of this 165-nucleotide messenger RNA. Lineage: Eukaryota; Viridiplantae; Streptophyta; Magnoliopsida; Rosales; Rosaceae. The record is from the annotation of a GenBank genome assembly.
AUGACGGGAACAACAAGCAUUGCCCCUCGUCGCUGUGACCUUUGCAUCCCACAGCCGAUUGGAAGGAGUGAAGGUGUGUCAAGGGGUCUUCCACCCCGGUGUAGAACGGUAUACGUAAAGGCUGUAUGUCUCUAUCCUGCCGUGAGCGCUUUAUGCGUUCGGUGA